UCAUAUUAUUAAUCAACACUAAAAGGCUAGAGCUAGAACGUUGCAUGUAUAAGUUUUCAGUCGAUCGCUGUGGUAGUUUAGUCUCUUCGAUAUGUGUAGUUAUUAGAAUGUUCCUUAAGUAUUAUCAUAUUUCUCUUUUCAACUAAAACCACGCCGUCAUGUUACUUCAAUCUGUUAUCAAAGAGCUAUGGGCAUGUGUUGUUGUGUCGUUGCCCGUGUUGAUGGCUGGUACGACCCUGGGAUGGUCUUCGCCGGUGAUCGAAUACGUGGCAAAGGGAAAUUCGCCCUUCCAUAUGACUUUAUCGGAAGAGUCGUGGAUGAUAACGUUCCUGGACAUUGGCAAUUUCAUAAUGGCAAUACCUGCGGGUAUAUUGACUGACAUACUGGGCAGAAAGAUAGCCGUGUUUCUCACCGUACCCAUCACUCUGGCCGGUUGGAUUUUGAUGAUGAUCGCUGAUAAUGUAUGGUACUUGUACGUCGGUCGAUUUUUACACGGCUGUGCAAUGGCAAUAUCGUUGACGGUCACACCCAUUUACGUGGGGGAAAUGGCUAGCGUGGCCCUCCGUGGGUCUGUCAGUCUGGUGAUCGAGUUGUCGUACGCAUCCGGUCUGAUGAUCGCCUACGUUAUGGGUUGGCUAGGCGAUUACCAAUCGUUGAUCAUAUGUUGCACCGUCAUUCCAGUAAUCACGGGGAUAUUGAUGUUAUACGUGCCAGAAUCGCCGUAUUAUCUCAUGUUGAUCGGCAAAACACAAGAGGCCGCCGACUCGUUGAGGAAGUUGAGGGAUUACAGCGAUAAGGAAUUCGAACAGGAACUGCAACUCAUCACGGAUUCUACGACGGAAAUCAAGUCAAAAGGAAAUCUCAACGAUCUGUUUCACCGGGACCGGCGGCCGCUGAUCAUCGUUUCGGCGUUGGCCGUGUUGCAGAUGGCUUGCGGGGCCAGCGUGAUGGAGGCGUACGCCUCGUCCGUGCUGACCGAAACCAGCUUGUCGGCCAACGCGUGCUCGGUGAUAUUCGGCGCGGUGAUAAUGUUCGCUAGCGUACCGUACGCGCUGACCGUGGACAAGUACGGCCGGCGGCCGCUGUACCUGGUGUCUUGCGCCGGCACCACCCUCUGUCACAUUGCCAUCUACGCGUUCCUGACGCCCAACGGCGGCCACACGUCCGGCGUGCCGCUGUUGCUGGCCAUUUGCGGGUCCGAGUUCUUCAUCAACAUGGGCAUCAUGCCGCUGCUGACGGUCGUCCAGUGCGAGUACUUCCCGUCGGACACGCGGGGCAUGGCCAACUCGGUGAUUGUGUUCGUCAUCACGUUCAGUUCGACGGUGAUGCUCAAGAUCUACCAGCCAAUCGCCGACGCGUACGGCAAGCGGGUCAACUUCGCCGGGUACGCCUUGGCCACGUUUCUGGGCGGUAUCCUCUGCUAUGUCUGGGUGCCCGAGACCAAGGGCAAGUCGUUCGUGCAGAUCCAAACCGACUUCGAGUCGUACAUGUGGUUUGGUAAGAAAAAAAGGAAAUCCUACGAGAAACUGUGAAUGAUCACGUUUGACGGUCGGCGACGAGUUUCAAACUGUCAAUAUUUAUUGUUUGUUGUUAAUUAUUUAUUGUUGGCGCGUCGUUUCCAUUCGGACGCCAAGAAGACCAGUUUAUAGGCCUCCGUUUGCCUCCGAACGAUUCCGCUUUCCUCCCAAAAACCGAAAAGGAACCUAACCAUUUAUACCUCCAAAAACGUAGGGUGUUUUUGUAGGUAUAAAUGCCAAAUUCAUCUCCCAUCACCGAGUUUUUGAAAUCCGAAUCAAACGAUACAAAAGUCGUGUUAACAUAUUAAUACUAUUAUAGUUAGGUAUGUAUAUUCUAGCCAGAGUUGUUCAUUUAUAUACCAUGAUAAACUAUAGAACUAUCAUAAAAAAUAAUUAGUUCUUACUUGUUCUUUAUUAAGUGUUAUAAAUAACUUGUAUGACAUUUGAUAUUUUAAAUCAAAAUUUUUUUAAAUUAAAAUUCUAUGUAUAAAUGUAUGAUAUUGCUGUUGUUCGUUAAUUAUUAUUAUAAUUAUUAUGUUAAAAACAACAAAGAAAAAAAAAAUGUCAAUUAAAUUAAUCAUUGUGUAAAUAUCAACAAAAUAAUGUUUAACGAUUAAGUAUACACUAAUAUGAUAAUUAAGACCUCAUACGAAACACAAAGAAAAUAUACUGUGUCCAAUUUAGUGUUUUUAAAAACUACACAAACGUUUGCAGUCGACUUAGAUGGAUUAAACUUUAGGCGUCGUUAAGAGUUAUUAUAAGUUUACAAAGUUACAGAAUAAAUAAGCUAUCAAGUUGCUAUAUUAUUUUUUUUUUUUGUUAAUAGGCUGUACAAAAAAUACAUAAAUUAAAAGCAAAUUGGGAGGUUCAUUUUCGGUAUUGUGGGAAAACACAUAAGGAUUUUUGGAAGAAAAUAGAUCUGCUAAUUAAAAGUUAAGUUUUGAGAUUUAUAAUUGUCGUUACCUACCUACUAUACUUACUGAUUUAUUAUUUAUAGAGCUAUAUAAAUACCAUUUAUGUAAAAAAAGGCUUCAUAACUAAUUGAAACUAACUGUGUUGAAAAUUCGAAAUAAAUCAUAUUGUUUGUAAAAAAUAUAUAUUUUAAUUUAAAACAUGUUUAAAAUCAGUAUGAACAAAUUUACAAAAUGUACCAGAAAUA
Adelges cooleyi (spruce gall adelgid) is the source of this 2676-nucleotide messenger RNA. RefSeq lists its product as uncharacterized. Gene Ontology annotation, biological process: transmembrane transport. The transcript is spliced from 4 exons. The record is from RefSeq and is a predicted model, not a curated record. Gene Ontology annotation, molecular function: transmembrane transporter activity. Gene Ontology annotation, cellular component: membrane. Bases 159 to 1532 code for a protein of 457 amino acids. Lineage: Eukaryota; Metazoa; Arthropoda; Insecta; Hemiptera; Adelgidae.